This is a messenger RNA of Ornithodoros turicata, 1142 nucleotides long. Its product is annotated as phospholipid scramblase 2-like. Gene Ontology annotation, cellular component: plasma membrane. NCBI's taxonomy places the organism in Eukaryota, Metazoa, Arthropoda, Arachnida, Ixodida, Argasidae. Gene Ontology annotation, molecular function: phospholipid scramblase activity. The record is from RefSeq and is a predicted model, not a curated record. Gene Ontology annotation, biological process: plasma membrane phospholipid scrambling. The transcript has 8 exons. Bases 75 to 812 code for a protein of 245 amino acids.
GGCUUGUGGCCACUGAGUGGAAGAAGAAAAAGGUCCGGGAAACUUUGCCGCCUGUGCACCGAAGUAAAGGGAAAAUGGCGUGUGCAAAAAAGUGUGCAAUUACAAGUGAGCCUCGCAUGAUACAACGACAGACUGACCUUAACGAUCUAACACAAGCGAAGGAAGUGAAAAUCAUCCUGGUCGAAGGUGCCCAUGACACCGUAGCAAGUGAACGUUCAGCGUGGAGAUUCAUCGUGCAGGACUCCAGGAACAAUGACUUGUUCACCGUGUACAAAGCAUGUCACAAAUGUGAAGAAGGUUUGAUCGGUCUUUCAAGUGCAUCCUUCACAGCAUGUAUGAAGCGAAUGGACAGCGUCGUUGUGAUGAAGUUCGAGCGCCCUCUGCGUCUUCAAAGCGGCCUUAAGGGAUAUUUCUGCUGUUGCCUUGGACAGGAGAUGGAGAUCGAAGCCCCUCCUGGAAGGAGAAUUUCAUCUAUUUCGGAGGAUUACAACAUCUUGGGUACCUCUCUCACUAUCUAUGACGCCAAGGGAAAGGCUGCAUUGAAGAUCCUUGGCUCCACCUCACCCCCGUUCCUGUGCCUCGCGAAGUUUCCGACUGUGUUAAAGGUGCAAACACUGCCAGGCACUGUAGUGGGGGAGAUCAGGAUCGAAGAGUUCAUCACGAUCUCAUUUCACCCGAACCUGGACGUCUACAUCAAGGGAUGUCUGAUCGGUUGCGCCAUUUUGGUCAGGUUCAUGUUUUAUGUGGACGGCUGUGCAUCUGGCUGCUUCCAGCUCCUGAAACUGACCAGGCCAUGGGAUGUCUUCAGGUAGCUGCCACGACGAAGACGACGGAUGAUUCACGGAUAAUUCGUUUGUUUCGCCAGCAAAGUUAGAAUUCCUAAUGACCGGAACGGGACACGGGUGAAAAUCACCGUCUGCGAUAUCUUGGACAAACAUCGGCAAAGAAUGUGCUCAACAUACGCGCAAAACGUGCGACUACAUUGUUUAUCAAUCCAACGUAGAACCAAAUCCGUGUCCAUCUAUUUUUACGGCUGCUUUCUACGUAGUGCAGAAAUAAAGUGGAAGUAGAGAUUCGCAAUGCACUGCCGAGAAAAUUUCAACUAAUGCUCUGCUGGGGAAUAAAAAAACAUUUACCUCGUA